This is a messenger RNA of Exaiptasia diaphana, 6000 nucleotides long. Its product is annotated as serine/threonine-protein phosphatase 6 regulatory ankyrin repeat subunit B. Gene Ontology annotation, biological process: calcium ion transmembrane transport; GPI anchor biosynthetic process. The transcript is spliced from 31 exons. NCBI's taxonomy places the organism in Eukaryota, Metazoa, Cnidaria, Anthozoa, Actiniaria, Aiptasiidae. Gene Ontology annotation, cellular component: membrane; glycosylphosphatidylinositol-N-acetylglucosaminyltransferase (GPI-GnT) complex. Gene Ontology annotation, molecular function: protein binding; calcium channel activity. The record is from RefSeq and is a predicted model, not a curated record. The coding region runs from base 303 to 5123 and encodes 1606 amino acids.
UGGUUGUGCAAUCGCCCACAUUCAGACAAGAAUCUUGACUGUUGCCAAGCGCGAGUACACCACAUCAAACUUUGUUAUCCUUUCUGCUUGUUUAGWGCGUUGUGAAUUUUAAUUGAUUUUCUUUUUAAAUCAGGCGUUUCAAUACGUCUUAGCUUUUUGUACGGAGUUAUUGUUAGAAUUAAUUAGGCAUUCUUUGGUCUUUGCCUGGUAAUUGAAUCGUGAUAGCUGUUUAAGAGAUGUUUAAUUCCGUAAAUCAAGAUGUUCAGACGAAUAUUAUAGUUGCCAGACUGAGCUAAGCARAAAUGGACGUCGCUMCCAGAGAAAUCCAAAUCGAUGGUUUGGACCAUUUAACCCCAGAAAACACAAUUAUGGCUGCCCGACCACAUGAGAUUUUCACCGCAGCCAAAAAAGGCGACAAAAACAAGGUUGARCAGCUACUGGAUGGAGGAGUGGAGUUGAACUCCAGAGAUAAGGAUGGCUGGACAGCCUUACACCACGCCACCGACUCGUUAAGUGAUUCUACAGUGCGUUUCUUGCUGACGAGAAGGGCAAGCACAYUAGCAGCCACUACUGACUCUGGAAAAAUUCCUCUACAUAUCGCGUGCACAAAGUCAUCUGUGAACGCUGCUGGGAUUGAGAUUGUCAAAUCUCUCGUAAGGGUUGCUGGGAAAGAAGCAAAGCUUAUGGUGGAUAAGAAUGGCGAGAAUGCACUGAUACUGGCAAUCAACGCUGGAAAUUUCCUGGCGAUAAAAGAGUUGCUGGCUUCGGGACAGGCUGAUCAACAAGUCAAAGCAGUCAAGGCAAAUGGCGAUACAGCCCUCCACGUUGCAGUACGGAGAAGGGAAAUUGAUAUUUCCAAGCUAUUGAUACAGUAUGGAGCAGAAAUCGAUGCACAAAAUGAGGAUGGAUACACCGCAGCCCACAUUGCUGCAAGGGAAGGAGAUGAACAUAUGUUCAAAGUUUUACACGCCUUGAAAGCUAAAGUGGACAUCACUGAUCAUGAGGAUCGUACUCCCCUUUACUUUGCAACAAUGAAAGGUGCAACAGGAAUUAUUGAAUUUCUUAUUGAUAAAACCAAAGCCGAUGUUCAGAUCAGAUCAAAGAAUGGGAAUACUCUCCUUCAUCUGUCAUGCGCAAAUGGACACGUCGAAGCUACAUUGCUCCUUCUCAAGAAAGGAGUACUACCACAAAUGCCAAAUAAGGAAGGCUCUUUAUGCAUUCAUAACGCUGCGAGAAAUGGUCACGUGGGCGUCGUCAAGGCCUUAUUGGAUAAAGGUGUUCCAGUCGACAUUAAAAAUAAGAAUAAUCUUAGCGCACUUCACGAAGCGAUCUUAGCCAGAAGGCAUGGUGUUGUACAGCUGUUGCUAGGAUACGGUGCUGAUAAGGAACUCCGCGGAGGAAGGGACAAAGAGUCACCAAUACAUAUGGCAGCAAAGGUCAGGGAUGGUGAAAAGGUUGCUGACAUUUUGAUUCGAAGUGGGGCCAACCCCGACACAAAGAAUGAGAAAAAUGGAGAGCGAGCUUUACAUGUCGCUGCAAGAAACGGUAAUCUUAAAGUGGUUGAACUUCUUUUGAAAGAAGAUGUCGAAGUAGCUCGRCGAUCAUCAAAUGGAGAAACACCCCUUCAUCACGCAUGCGCUAAUGGACAGUUCGACAUCGCUAAAUUGAUYGUCGAGAAACUCUUCAAAGACAAAUCCUACGUGUUUGCCAAACUCGUUGUGAACAUUCCAAACGAUAGAGGUGAAACGGCAUUGCAUCAUCUCUGCCAGCGUGUCAGACGUAAAGAGAACAUAGAUGAUCUUGUCAACAUGGCGGGUUUACUACUGGAACAUGGUGCCAACAUGACAAUGACUACUAAAACGAAAAAAGAGACACCACUUCACUGGAUUGCACGUUCUGGUAACUAUGACGUCUUGAAGGCGAUGCUUACGUCACAGAAAGUUCCAUUACAUCUCAUCCAAUCAGGAAUCAACAGCAAAACUGACAUUGGCGCUUCUCCUUUGAUGAUUGCAUCACAUCAUGGUAACUUAGAACUAGUCAAGGUGUUGUUGAGUCACGGUGCAAGAGUAGACGUCUUUGACGAGACGGGAAGUACUGCCCUACAUCACGCUGCAACCUAUGGCCACGAUGAAGUGGCGUGUAUUCUUUUAGAUCACAAGUCAUUCGUUAAUGGGCGUACAAAGAUUGGUAUCACCCCCAUCCAUCUUGCAUCAGAGAAAGGAUACACAAGACUUGUCAAGACGCUCAUUACUAAAUACAACGCUUUAGUAGAUCCUGCGACCAUGGACAAGAAAACUCCUUUACAUUUUGCUGCUGACAGUGGUCAUGCAGAUGUCUGCAGCUUGCUUCUAUCGCUCCGUGCUGAAUCAAAGUGCUCUGAUGCUAAAGGAAUGAUUCCUGUCCACUACGCUGCGUUGAAAGACCACGAAGAAGUUGUUGGAAUUUUCCAUAAAAAUCGUCCAGAGACUCUUACCCAACCCAACGAUGAGGGACUGACAGUCAUGCUAUUGGCAGCAAAAGCUGGAAGCAUUAAAGUAAUCAAAAAACUAGUCUCUCUUAACUUUUCAAGCUGCAAAACAGAGACGAGUGUUCUCUCGAGACCAUUGUUGAUUGCUGCYCGAGCUGGCCAYACUGAAGUGGUSGAGUUUCUUCUACGAUGUGGUGCUUCAGCUACUGAAGAGGACAAGGAUGGUAUGAGUGUCAUGCUACUUGGUGCCAAAUUUGGCCAAAUGAAAGUCGUUGAUAUGCUGUGGGGAAAAGUAGCCAUUGAUCGRCCAAGCUCGAAGACUGGCCUGACACCAGUUCAUGUUGCUGCCCUAUAUGGACAGAUUGAGGUUCUUCAAGAAAUUCUUUCCAGGUCCCCAGCGUCGGGAUCUUUCAUUAGUUCGAAAACAAAGGAAGAAGAUGAAAGCAUAGAUCACGGCUUUACUCCUCUUCAUCUCGCAAGUCAAAACGGUGAUCCAGCGUUAAUUAGGAUGCUGAUGAACAGCCCUGGUGUUCGAAUUGAUGCCAAGACAACGGGAAAGGAUCGCACUCCUUUGCACUAUGCCGCCCAAGAAGGUCACAUCGAAGUAGUCAGCACACUGAUAAGCAAAACUAUAGCUCCAAUACACAUGCGGGACAUUCACGGUCAAAUACCACUGCACAUGGCAGCAGCCAAUGGCUACAAAGAACUUGUCACGCUUCUGAUUGGACAGGGCUCUGAUAUAAAUUCUGAGGAUGAGGAAGGUAACACAGCACUUCAUUUGGCUGCGCAAGGUGGAUACUUGGCCGUCACGAUGCUGUUGACCGAAUAUGGUGCAUCGACAGUGGCACAGACAAAGGCAGGAAAAGCGGCCAUAUGUUUAUCUGCAAAUCGACGACACAGUGAUGUCCUGAACUAUCUUUUGGGACAGAAACUCGACCACGAAAAGCUUAUUACUGAUAGAGCGUUUCUACUUGACUUGGUGAACUGUGCAAGGAAAAUGGACCAAAAGCCUCUGAAAGCGUUUGUCCUUACUGCUCCUGCCCCAGUGCACAUCUCUUCAUUACUGGCACACUUAUUUCAGAAUGAGUCAAAGAAAAACAAGGAAUAUCAAACAGUUUUAUUGGAAGCCAGUAUUUGCUGCGAAGCAAUGUCGAACAAUCUAAUCACAGUGUCGUGUGCUGAAGACAGUGAAGUGGUCCUAAACGCUUUAGAUAAUCAGAACACUGCUUUCCUAGAUUUUCUGAUCACUUGCGAUCAGAAAGAGUGCGUCUCGCAUGCUAUCGUCCAGCAAUAUGUCACAGAGAUCUGGUACGGAGACCUAAAGUGGCAAGAUUGGAAAUUCUUACUGCUGUUCUUUGUAGCAUUCUUUUGCCCGCCAAUUUGGUUUUACUUGUGCCUUCCAUUCAAAAAUCGCUAUCACUACAUACCUAUCAUGAAGUUCAUCUGUCGCCUCAUUUCUCAUUUGUACUUACUUAUCCUAUUUAUUCUUACCACUGUAAUUCCAUGGGAGCUCUCCAUUCAAAACCUUUUACCAACAGUCUUUGAAUGGAUGCUGCUAGUAUGGGUCAUYGGUCUGCUAUUGUCAGAGCUGACUUCAUCACGAGAGAGACGUGGCCUUGGAUGGAUCCCUUGCAUUGUUAUUGUAGUGACCUUCUGUGGGGUAAUUCUCCAUUUAGUCGCCAUAGCAGCGGACGUUAAUCAUCGGCGGGACUUGAUCUACGCACGCAACCAGCUACUUGCCUUUGGGAUGAUAAUGUGUGUUGUUCAACUCCUGGAGUUCUUGUCCAUUCAUCAUCUCUUCGGUCCGUGGGGGGUAAUCAUUGGUCAUUUAGUAGUUGACGUCUUGCGAUUCCUUGUCAUCAUGUUUCUGUUUGUCAUCGGUUUUGCUCUUCAACUUGCAGCCGUAUUUAAGCCAUUGAACGAUGUUGACAAUGGAUACAAGAUGAUGGAUGCCAGCACAGGGAUGCUUACCAUAAGUGAGAUGCUCUUCUUUGCCUUAUUUGGUCUGACCUCUCAUAAAGAUGUCAAAUCUGAAGACCCAGGUUUCCCACCGGCAACCAUUCCAAUUGCUAAGACGGUGUUUGGAGUGUACAAUGUGCUCUGCAUGAUCGUCUUGAUUAACUUGCUCAUUGCCAUGAUGAGUGACACUUACCAGCGAAUCCAAACACGUUCAGACGUAGAGUGGAAAUUUGGCCGCGCAAAACUGAUCAGAACGAUGGAAAUAGAAGUAUCUCAGCCUGUUCCUCUUAACUUAUUCACCUUCCUUGUCAACUUUGUGCGWGCUCUGUACAAAGCACGUUGCAAUUGCCGACGAAACAUUAUUGGAAUGAUGGCCGCAGAAGAAGAACAACGAAAACAGCAGCAAAUGAAGAAACACACGGUAACUAAACGUGGCUCCAAACAGGAAAAUGGAUUACUGGCUAUGAAACUUGAAAACUCGGAAAUCGGCGAGCAUUCAAAUGAUCAUCGAAUACAGAACGUAGUGGAUUGGAACCAAAUGAUAGACAAAUAUUUCGACAUCACGGGGGAGAAGUCGUUAGACAGCGSCGGGAAAAACAAAAGAUCUUCAAAGGGAAGCAAAGGUGGAAUGACAGCGAUACAAGCCACUGGACAAGCACUACAGAGACUGAACGUUAUAAAUGCAAUGAAAAUGUAGAAUAUACUAGCUGCAAUAAGAGAGUUUAACGUUUUUAACCGCAGAUAUCGUCAACAUAAUGACAUUCAACUAUGUAGACAUUGGCUGACACUGAACAUAAAUGUACAUCUGAUAUAUUUAUUCUUCACAGACUUUAAAACAACAAAAAUAUACAGGUAAAUUGAUAUCUGUAGGUAAUUUUGUAUCCGAUCAAACUAGCAGAAAAUACUGUCACUCCAAAGAAUCAGUCAAGUACAGUCCAGUUUCCACGUCUUGUUUUGUAGCGUACAGGAUUAACAAUAAUUGCAUUUAAAUUAAUGUAUAUAUUUUUCCCUCAUUCAUGGAUAUUCAUUUUAGUAUUACAACGUCCUUAGUCAACUUUUAGAGAAUGCAAUAAUCAAGGUUAACCCUGUAAAGCUAGACUGCAGAGAAAGCAUAGCUUCCAUUCAGCCAUAUAGAAGACAUCUCUAAUGGAGGUUACUGUAGCACCGUUGUACAGAAAUGACCAAAGUUGUUUGGGUUAUAUAUACUCCUCCAUAAAGUAUUUUAAAUAGAAUUAUUAUAUAAGAAAAUCGGUAUCAUCCACUUAGUAACAACAAUAUGAAUAACCAAACAUAAGUAAAUCACUGAUAAGACCACGUGACGAAUGUCAUAUAAUACAUCACGUGAUAAACAAUUUGUAUAUUUAUUAAAAAUAUAAUAGUUACCUUAAGGCCCUUAGUACUACCCUCUUUAAUUCCUUUUCACAACGGUUUUGUAUUUCGUAGAAGAGCUUGGUACAAAAUGAGCAUUUUUUUAAAUUCAAUCGCGUGAUAAAUUAAAUGCGUGAAUAUAGUGCAUUAGCUAAAUUUUAUUUGUGCGUGUUACGGUUUUUACGAUAAAUACUAAAUGUACUGGA